Messenger RNA from Rubroshorea leprosula, 2528 nucleotides. The record is from the annotation of a GenBank genome assembly. NCBI's taxonomy places the organism in Eukaryota, Viridiplantae, Streptophyta, Magnoliopsida, Malvales, Dipterocarpaceae.
CGCUCACUUGUUUCAACUUUUCUUCGCUUCUCCCUCGAGCCUUGCGUUCAUUUCUCGCAUGCGAUCUCUCGCCUGAGGUUGCAGCGACAUUUUUGUGCACCGAGGUUCGGACGGCACGCGCCACGUUUCCGAUGACGGUGUUCUCUGGCAGGCAGGUGGUCCCUGUCGACUACGAGGCGGAGGUCUCGCAGCGCCUCCUGGAAGCAGUCCUUGCCGGUGAUCUUAGAUCCGCUUUGGAAUGCAUUGCCGAUCCGCUCGUGGACGUGAACUUCGUUGGUGCCGUUUCGUUGAAAACGAGGAAGACGGAGGUCGUUUUGCGGGAUGAAUCGGCAAGCGAGGUCCGCGUGGAGUACGAGGAGUUUAAAACCGACGUCACUGCGCUGUUCCUCGCUGUACACGUCGGAAGUGUGGCUCUUGUGAAGCAGCUUUUGAGUGUAGGAGCUGAUGUGAAUCAGAAACUCUUCAAGGGAUUUGCUACAACAGUAGCGGUGAGGGAGGGCCACCUUGAUAUUCUGGAGAUCUUGCUUAAGGCUGGGGCUUCUCAGCAUGCUUGUGAGGAAGCUUUGUUGGAGGCAAGCUGCCAUGGGUGGGCAAGGCAUGCAGAACUUCUCCUGGGAUCUGAUUUAAUCCGGCCCCAUGUUGCCAUUCAUGCUCUUGUUACAGCAUGUUGCAGAGGGUUUGUGGAUGUUGUGGACACUCUAAUGAAGUGUGGAGUUGAUGCAAGUGCAACUGACAGGCAGUUGCUGCAGUCGUCUAGACCUUCAUUGCACACAAAUGUGGAUUGUACUGCACUUGUUGCAGCCGUGGUUAGUAGGCAGGUUUCUGUGGUUCGCCUGCUACUACAGGCUGGUGUCCCCACUGACAUAACAGUACGACUAGGAGCAUGGUCAUGGGAUGUGACUACGGGUGAAGAGUUUCGAGUGGGUGCUGGACUGGCUGAGCCCUAUGCCAUCACAUGGUGUGCUGUGGAAUAUUUUGAAGAUAGUGGUGUCACCUUACGAAUGCUUCUCCGGCACAUCUCCCUUGACAUUCCUCAUUGUGGAAGAACCCUCCUGCACCAUGCAAUCCUCUGUGGUAAUGCAGGUGCUGUCAACGUGCUUUUAAAUUGUGGUGCCAAUGUAGAAUGCCCAGUUAAAACGGCCAGCAAAACUGAGUUUCGUGCUGUACACAUUGCUGCUCGUCUUAAUUUACCAGCAGUUCUUCAAUCCCUAAUUAAUUCUGGUUGUGAUCUAAACGCCAGUACGGAUUCCGGAGACACAGCUUUGAUGAUCUGUGCAAGAUAUAAGCAUGGAGAAUGUUUGAGUGGCUUGGCCAAAGCUGGUGCUGACUUUGGCCUAGUUAAUAUUGAUGGUCAGUCUAUAAGCUCAAUCGCUAGAACAAAUCGGUGGUGCCUUGGAUUUCAGCAAGCAGUGCUGGAAUCAAUCAAGGUUGGAAAGAUUCCCCAAUCUAGCAAUGCAUCAGUUUUCUCUCCACUAAUGUUUGUAGCUCAAGCUGGUGAUAUUGAGGCUCUGAAAGCUCUCAUUGGGUUGGCAGGAAUGAAUCUUGAUUAUCAGGAUGAAAAUGGUUUCUCGGCAGUCAUGAUUGCUGCCUUAAAGGGUCAUGUUGAAUCGUUCCGUAUACUGGUUUACGCAGGGGCUGAUGUUAAGCUACUUAAUAAAUCCGGGGAGAAUGCCCUCACCCUGUCUGAACUGAACCAGAACCGUGAGCUGUUUGAGAAGGUGUUACUUGAAUUUGCAAUUGAAAAGGGCACUCGUAAUGCUGGAGGAUUCCAUGCAUUACAUUGUGCUGCUCGACGAGGUGACUUGGAUGCAGUAAAAUUGUUGACAAGGAAAGGCUAUGAUGUAAAUGUCUCCGAUGGUGAUGGCUACACUCCACUUAUGUUAGCAGCAAGGGAAGGCCAUGGUUCCAUGUGUGAGCUCUUGAUCUCACACGGAGCCAAUUACGAGAUAAAAAAUGCCAAAGGUGAAACUGCUCUCUCACUUGCAAAGAACAGUAAGAAUGUUACUGGGAAAAAUGAUGCAGAAUGCGUUCUCCUGGACGUACUUGCUCGGAAGUUGGUUCUCGCAGGUGGCCAUGUAAUGAAGCACACAAAGGGUGGAAAAGGACGUCCGCAUCGUAAACUCAUUAAAAUGGUCGAGUCUACAGGUGUGCUGCAAUGGGGAAAGUCGAGUCAGCGAAAUGUGAUAUGCCGGGAGGCAAGGGUUGGACCAAGCCCGAUGUUUGCGAGGAACAGGCAGCAUAGGGGUGAUGCUAACGAACCUGGGUUAUUCCAGGUUGUCACCACCGUAAACAAGGAGAUACAUUUUGUAUGUGAAGGUGGGCUAGAAACAGCCAAGCUAUGGGUCAGAGGCAUAAAGCUUAUAACCAGAGAAGCUAUAUUUGGUAACCAGAGAUAAAAGUGAUGCCCACAUUUGAGGCUCUCUUUAGGACGAAUAUAGGAUAUUCGAAGUACUUCAUCUUGAAGUAGUUUGAACAAAUGCUUGUAAAGAUUUUGAUCUCGCCUAGAUGUAAAUGCUAUCCUGUCUAAA